UCGCUCUUCUGAAUUUUUUUGUUCAAAUUGAUUAUUAAUUAUUGAAUUUUCUGCAUAUCCAUAUGGAUUCGAUUCUUGUCGCCGAUUCUCGAACUGUUUGUCCACGCUCAAGCAUAAUUCCCCCAGCUCAUUUCAAGAAUUUGCCCUGCAUCCUCGCAUACUUCAGCCGGCCAGUUUUCAGAAUGUCCGUUGUUGCUUAUACUUCCGCAUCACCCUGCCGACGGCGCCAACUGUCUGAACUUCGCCGGAAAGCCGCAUUUUCUUCCUUUGAGACAGCCGGAACAACCAAUUCCGUGCCCCCACAAGAAGGGAUGUAUGUCGUCGGUGAUUUUAUGACAAGAAAAGAGGAUUUGCAUGUUGUAAAACCUUCGAAUACUGUUGAUGAAGCAUUGGAGAUGCUAGUGGAGAAAAGAAUUACAGGAUUUCCUGUGAUCGACGAUGACUGGAAGUUGGUUGGUGUUGUUUCCGACUAUGACUUGUUAGCACUCGACUCCAUCUCAGGCGGUGGUCAACCUGACACAAGUAUGUUUCCCGAUGUCGACAGUACUUGGAAAACAUUUAAUGAGAUUCAGAAGCUACUCAGCAAAACUAAUGGGCAGGUCGUUGGCGACCUUAUGACCCCUGCUCCCCUUGUUGUUCAUGAGAACUCAAACCUCGAGGAUGCUGCGAGAUUAUUGCUGAAAACCAAAUAUCGCCGGCUGCCGGUUGUGGACAGCAAUGGCAAACUGGUUGGCAUUAUCACACGGGGAAAUGUGGUUAGAGCUGCCCUACAAAUAAAGCGUGCUAGCGGCACGCUAUAAAUUCUGGACCAAGAAAGUAGUAUCAUGGCAAAUCAAUUUCGGCAUCAUAUGAAAUGUGCGAUAUGGUUCUUCAGCUUCUUGGUUGGUCCAGUUAUAGUAUAAGGUAAAAAUUAUUCCGUGAUUUCUCUCGCAAGAGUUCCUAUUGGGCAAUCCAAUUCACUGUUUGGAUUUUAAGUUGUUUAGGAGGCCCCAUGACUCGGAACUUUAUUCUUAUGCAAGCUCGUGCCUAUAAAGUUAGUAGUUAUAAGUGUACUUAUUUUGCAUUUGUUAGAAUAUAGAAAUUCUAGCUGAGAUAUUGGAGAUCUGCCUCUUAUCACUACGAAAGUUUACUGAGAACGAUCUCUCUCCAAGGCCUCCCGUGAGCGCCCUUAUAGCGAGUUUAAUGAGCCUCUAUGUAUUUGACCGUCUAAUUUUACUCUUUAGUUCUUCAAACUUUGUUAUGGAGGUGAGUUUCUUGUUCAGUUUUCA
Messenger RNA from Olea europaea var. sylvestris, 1268 nucleotides. Its product is annotated as CBS domain-containing protein CBSX1, chloroplastic-like. The record is from RefSeq and is a predicted model, not a curated record. The transcript is spliced from 8 exons. Bases 63 to 800 code for a protein of 245 amino acids. NCBI's taxonomy places the organism in Eukaryota, Viridiplantae, Streptophyta, Magnoliopsida, Lamiales, Oleaceae.